Molecule: messenger RNA, 1957 nt
Organism: Daphnia carinata
Lineage: Eukaryota; Metazoa; Arthropoda; Branchiopoda; Diplostraca; Daphniidae
Product: serine/threonine-protein kinase ICK-like
Exons: 9
Coding region: 309-1790 (493 amino acids)
Biological process (GO): cilium assembly; intracellular signal transduction; intraciliary transport
Cellular component (GO): cilium; nucleus; cytoplasm
Molecular function (GO): protein serine/threonine kinase activity; ATP binding
Source: RefSeq, a predicted model, not a curated record
AUUUAUGGCCCACUUGAUGGAGAUAACUCUUUUCCUUGACCUGAGGUGUUCCAUUUUGGUUGGAAAGUGGAUUAACAAUGGUCUUUGGUCUUCAAUUGAUGACGACGUGGAAAGACUACGUGGAAUCCGAAAUAUCCUCUGAACAGCGACCAUCCAUGGGACGUAUCACGUUUUCAUCGAGCAGCCGUGGAUAAUCAAUUAGUGUGUCAAAGAUGAGUCCCAUGAUGCUGUUCGGCUGUUGACAUCUUAUCAAGAAAGAAAAAAAAAACCGCUUGUGAAACAGUAAGAUAGAGAAGAAGGUCCUUAGCAUGAACAGAUAUCGCGUUCUAGGAAGGAUUGGCGACGGAGCUUACGGUUCAGUUGUCCUGGCCAUCAAACUGGAUUCAGGCGAGAAAGUGGCCAUUAAGAAAAUGAAGCGAAAGUGCCAUUCGUGGGAGGAGGCGAUGAACCUUCGUGAAGUCAAGAGUCUGAAAAAGUUGAGUCACCAGAAUGUGGUAAAACUCAAAGAAGUGAUCCGGGAGAACGAGACCCUUUUUUUCGUGUUUGAACACAUGAAGGAAAACCUUUACCAGCUUGUCAAGGAACGCUAUGAACGAGGAGAAAAAUCAUUGCCGGAACCUGCACUGAAGGAGAUCGUGAUCCAAAUUCUACAGGGCCUGGCCUACAUGCACAAGCACGGCUUCUUCCAUCGGGACCUCAAGCCGGAGAAUGUGCUCUGCAACGGGACCGAGAUGGUCAAGCUGGGCGAUUUCGGUCUCGCUAGGGAGAUCCGGUCGCGACCGCCUUUUACCGACUACGUCUCCACCAGAUGGUACCGAGCGCCAGAAGUCUUGCUCCACUCGACCAACUAUAACAGCGCCAUCGACAUGUGGGCCGUCGGCUGCAUGAUUCCAGAACUGUACACCUUCCGGCCGCUUUUCCCGGGCUCCAGCGAGAUUGACCAGCUUUUCAAAAUCUGCGCCUUGCUCGGAACACCUACAGAGAGUCAAUGGCCCGAUGGCUACCAACUGGCGUCCAAGAUGCACUUCAAAUUCCCGCAGUUCAACAACUCGUCGCUCGGCCAGCUGCUGAUGCACGCAAGUCCAGAGGCCGUCAAACUCGUCAAUUUACUGCUCCAGUGGAAUCCUGCAAGAAGGCCGUCGGCUCAACAGGCUCUCAACCAUUCGUUUUUCACACGGACAAGUCACAAUUCAUCGGCCAUGUCGUCAGGCAACAAAACCUGGUUGGGCAAUUCAGGCCGGGUCUUGUCAACGUCGACGACAACAUCGGUCAAGUUUUUGGGGCCAAAUCGUUCAAGCCUCCAGCCUCUACAGCAGCAACAUUCGGCUAUCCAUUUGAAAUUGACAUCUGACGCCAGACUGUCUGCGAGACAAGUGGUUCAAUCAGAACCUGCCCGUCCCAAACCCCAAUGGUCGGACAGCGAAGAUGGAAUCAACAAGAAGAAAGAGAUCAAUGCAGACGAUGAUGACGGUUUCGAAGAUAUUUUUCAGGGAUUAUCUUUAGCCAGUGACGUGAAUUCUUUCGUCCAGCACGCGCCACAGCAAGCGGCCAGGGUAUACAAUAGCCACAGUUCAAACCCGAUGAAAUUGAAAUAUGACAACGGGCCGAUGUUGGCCGUCAGUUAUACGAGCCCUGCCACAGUUACGAGCGCCCCGGCUGUUGUAUCAGCCACAUCAAGGAUGUCCGUCCCAUCAUCGGGAGCUGUAACGGAGAGAAUCCCGAGGCUCGUCAGCGGGCGAACAGACUGGGCUGCCAAAUACCUGAAGACCAGCACCAAGUAUUCGAAAUGAGUAUUGGCUGCAUUCGGUCCCCUCACGCUGUUCCUCAAAACUAUUCAAAGUAUUCAAAAGAUUCCAAAACAUUAUAUAUUAUUAUAACUCUUGUCAGAGUCUGUAUGAUAUUUCUAUUGAACGAUGGGGUCGUUGUGACAUCAUCAUAAAUGAUUCAUUUAAUUGUG